AUAAAUGGGAAUGGAAGGAACACAGAGAGGGACACAAACAUCUGGAAAUAAUUGAAGAGAGAGAGAGAGGGAGGGAGGGGCAGAGAGAAACAGUUCUGUUUAUAAACGGGAACAAAAUGAAGGGUCAAAGCUCUUGGACAGAAAAUUACAUAAAUUCAAUAUAAAGUUCAGACUUAGGGAAGACCACAAGUUAACUGGGGCAGGCGGAUGAACAAAGUCAACCAGUGAAGAACAAUACAGAGGAAGAGACGGAAGGAAAGCUGGUUCGGGGACCAGUCCAAAAGAAAACUAAGCAAAGUUUGAAACCAGAGGGUGAAGGAGCCAGCGUGACAAAGACAAGAUUUAAAGAAGUUAAACUCAUUUUAAGAAACCGAAAACACACUACAAUAAAGCAUUUCCCGGAUGUCAGUGUCUCGGAGGUGUUUGUGCUGCGUCAAAUAUUUGAUGUUUGUCUUUAACCUCAUCUUCUGGCUAGGAGGAUGCGGCUUGUUUGGUGUUGGAGUCUGGCUGUCCUUCACGCAGGCGGAGUUUUCCUCUCUUCCCCUGUCUUUUCCAUCCCUCUCAGCUGCCAACCUGCUUCUAGUCGCUGGUGGCAUUACCAUGGUGACAGGCUUCCUGGGUUGUCUUGGAGCACUGAAGGAGCAGCGCUGUUUGUUGUUCAUGUUCUUUGUGAUCCUUCUGCUCCUGGUCCUGACAGAGGUGACUUUAAUGUUGGUUAUACACAUCUUCCAUGACGAGCUCGAUUCCAAAGCACAAGGUGAAUUAAAGGAAGGUAUGAAGAUAUAUGAAUCAGAACCUGGACUGAAGAAAUCAUGGGAUAAUGUCCAGAAAAUGUUCAAAUGUUGUGGAGUAACUAACAAAACAGACUGGUAUGAUGUGCUGAAUGGAACGCUGCCCUCAUCCUGCUGCUCUGUUGGGACGGACCAGUGUGUUGACGGAUGGAGUGAGCCAUGUUAUCAGAAGGCCAGGCAGUGGCUGCUAGAUAACAUCCCCUCAGUACUGGUGUUUGGAGUGUGUAUUGGCGUUGUGCAGAUCUUGGCCCUGGUGUUCUCCAUGCUGAUGUACUGUCAAAUUCUGUGUGCUGAGAAGCACUUGGACUGACUACAGACCAGCUGUUCAUGGGCCCUUGAUGGGAAGCCUUAUCACAAUCUCCCCUGGGACUUCAAUAUAACCCUGGCCUGAUUUGCAUUUUUCAGGCUGUGGUACUCCAGCACUUACUUUGGAUUCAGACCUGAAAUGUGUGCCUUUCAAAUGCCCUGUGGCAUUGGGUUACAAAUCCCCCCCAAAACAAACACUAACUAAAACUAUCAGUGGUUGUACUCGACAUUGGCGUUGUGGACACAGCCUCUACUAACAGACUGAGGAGGUUGCUUGUCUUUGUACCAGCCAUAUAAAAGUGAUAUCAUCACAGUUUAACAUUGCAUUAAGUCAGAUCAGUAAGGUUUCAUUUUACAAUUAGAAUCCAUCAGCCUCAAUACAAAACAAGUUACAGCUACCUUAAUACUUUGUUCCUGCAGAGAAAACUGAGGGGAAACACUGGGUUCAUUGUUGUCUUAAGUUUAUAACCUGCUGGACUAAGUACAAUGUUUUGUCAAGUAACCCACUGAUUAAAAAAAAAAGAACGAAAGAAAGAAUGAACAAAUGAAGAAAAGAAAAAAUGGAGAAAAGAAAAAAAAUUGCACUUAGUUCACUUUGUUUAUGAUUUCGUGCCUUAUAUAUUUCUAUACUAUAUGAGCACUUUGAACAUGUCUGGUUCAGUGACUUUACAGCUUUUAAGUAAUCUUAUUUUCAUCAGUUCUAUUGCAUCAAAUAUUUUAAAAUAAUUCUAUUGUAACUCAUGGUAUUUCUGUGUCUUUAUUCACUGCACAGUUUUAUCCAACUUUAUCUUUUUUAGCGGAACAUAUACUGGAUAUUUUAUAAUAUUGUAUUAAAGAGAAUGUCUGAUUCUUA
Chelmon rostratus (copperband butterflyfish) is the source of this 1950-nucleotide messenger RNA. RefSeq names its product tetraspanin 4b (gene tspan4b). The coding region runs from base 403 to 1101 and encodes 232 amino acids. NCBI's taxonomy places the organism in Eukaryota, Metazoa, Chordata, Actinopteri, Chaetodontiformes, Chaetodontidae. The record is from RefSeq and is a predicted model, not a curated record. Gene Ontology annotation, cellular component: membrane. The transcript is spliced from 9 exons.